Molecule: messenger RNA, 1412 nt
Organism: Gaeumannomyces tritici R3-111a-1
Lineage: Eukaryota; Fungi; Ascomycota; Sordariomycetes; Magnaporthales; Magnaporthaceae
Product: prohibitin-1
Exons: 2
Coding region: 221-1048 (275 amino acids)
Biological process (GO): mitochondrion organization
Cellular component (GO): mitochondrion; membrane
Source: RefSeq, a predicted model, not a curated record
GGAGCCUCGAGAGCUCGAAUUUGAACGCAGCUCGCUCCCACCCGCAAGUGCCGACGGUGACGACGACAACGACUAGCUGACGGAGGAAACAGCCGAAGACUACGAAGACUACCAAGAUAGAGCCACCCCCGACAGCCCAGGCUAUCCCGAGAUCAAUCGCCACCUUCGCGCCAGCCAGCCACCCCGCCAACCACCCUUCCCUUCCCACAGUCAGCCCACCAUGGCCGCGAGACGCAUGGGAGGCAGCAUCUCGCUGCUGCUCGGCGGCGUUGUUGCCUCGGUGCUGGGCAACUCCCUCUACGACGUCAAGGGCGGCUCGAGGGCCGUCAUCUUCGACCGCAUCUCGGGAGUCAAGGAGGAGGUCAUGAGCGAGGGCACCCACUUCCGCAUCCCCUGGCUGCAGCGCGCCAUCAUCUUCGACGUCCGCACCAAGCCCCGGAUGAUCGCCACCACCACCGGCAGCAAGGACAUGCAGAUGGUCAGCCUGACCCUCAGGGUGCUCCACCGGCCCGAGGUCAAGGCCCUACCCAAGAUCUACCAGAACCUCGGAAAAGACUACGACGAGCGCGUGCUCCCGUCCAUCGGAAACGAGGUCCUCAAGUCCAUCGUGGCGCAGUUCGACGCGGCCGAGCUCAUCACGCAGCGCGAGGCCGUGUCGCAGCGCAUCCGGGCCGACCUCAUGAAGCGCGCGGCCGAGUUCAACAUCGCGCUCGAGGAUGUGUCCAUCACGCACAUGACGUUCGGCAAGGAGUUCACAAAGGCCGUCGAGCAGAAGCAGAUCGCGCAGCAGGACGCCGAGCGCGCCCGCUUCAUCGUCGAGAAGGCCGAACAGGAGCGCCAGGCGAACGUGAUCCGCGCCGAGGGCGAGGCCGAGAGCGCCGAGACCAUCUCGCGCGCCAUCGCAAAGUUCGGCGACGGCCUCGUGCAGAUCCGCAAGAUCGAGGCGAGCAGGGAGAUCGCGCAGACGCUGGCGUCGAACCCCAACGUCGCUUACAUACCCGGCGGGAAGCAGGGCUCCAACAUUUUGCUAAACGCCGGCCGGGCAUAGGUAUGAGGAUGGGACGGGAUGGGAAGUGGUAUCAUGGUUCUAUGCGCGUGCUUGCGCCCUUGUUUUGGGGGUCUGCGAUAUCCCGCGCGGAUGUCUCCGAGCAAGCAGGAGUUCCGGUUGUAAUAUUAGGACGGCAGAAAGAAAUGUAGCUUCCCCGCUUAUGAAUGUGUUAAUAUUUCCCCCUUGGCCAACGCUCUGUCCAAGAGACUCAACCGGGAAAUGACCAUUACGUGGGGAGGCUACGAGCCGUACGAGGUCUCGCUCGAUGGAUGAGCUAGACAAACGCAUGAUACGGGGGGUCCGGGUGUAUAGACUGCGGCAUCUUAAAACCCAACCAUAUUUCAACAUACUACGCACCUGGGCA